Messenger RNA from Parastagonospora nodorum SN15, 102 nucleotides. RefSeq lists its product as hypothetical. Lineage: Eukaryota; Fungi; Ascomycota; Dothideomycetes; Pleosporales; Phaeosphaeriaceae. Bases 1 to 102 code for a protein of 33 amino acids. The record is from RefSeq and is a predicted model, not a curated record. The transcript has 2 exons.
AUGAGUAAUCUGAGACAUGAAAAGAAGAAGCAGAAAGAUCGGCAGACGCGCCAAAAAUGCCCAGAAAAAGCAGACGCAAAAACAGACCAUGGAGAGACAUGA